Pseudo-nitzschia multistriata is the source of this 2710-nucleotide messenger RNA. NCBI's taxonomy places the organism in Eukaryota, Bacillariophyta, Bacillariophyceae, Bacillariales, Bacillariaceae. The record is from the annotation of a GenBank genome assembly.
CUCAUCACAGAAUUAAAACAUAUCCUUCUCGCUUUGCAUUCUUUCUCUCACCAGUGAUACAAAGCAACAYAUCCAUUUAAAUUCAGUUCUACUUGACUCGACUCGAUUCAGCACCAUUCCAUUCGGCUCAACACCAUUCCAUUCCGGCCACCGCAGCAAGCAAGCCAACCUGGAACCCAUGAUGCACCACAUGAAAGAGAACCACCGCCGCAGAAGCAUCCGCGCUGACCACCACCACGGCAACAACAGCAACAACAACAGCAACAACGACGACGACGACGACGGGCACAACCACCGCCUCGGAGAAGCGGAGCGGGUCCGGAGCUUCAUGCACUCGGUCGAUCCCUCCGCACCCCGCGGGUGCGGGGGCGAUCGUCCAGCGUCCGCCCCGUCUCCGCCUCCCCGGUCCGGAUCCGGGCGCGGCCUCCCCUUCCUCCCGGCUCCCUCCGAGAUGGCGGACCGGAACGAAACCGAAACGGUGGUUCCGUCCCUGAAGCCUUCGCCCCUCUUUUCUCCCUCGGUCUUCUCCGCCGCUUCGUCGUACGCCUCUUCCCCGAGUUCCUCCCGGGUUCCCUCUUUYCGAGCAAUCUAUUCCGUCAACUACAACAACGKGAACAGGAGCGGGAGCCUCGGCAUYGCAAGCAGCCCCCUGGUCCGUGCAAGGCUUCCACUGUUCGACCGACGAAGCGAAACACCAAGGACCCUUCUGGAUCCCAAACGCGCAAGCAUCACCCCUGGCACCGACAAAGGUGGCCGAUGCAGCACCGGCAGCAGCAACAGCAACAGUUACAGCAACAGAAACAGCAACAAGAACCACAACUACCACCGCGGCGCGGAGAUUUCACGCCUCCUCGAGGGCAACGAGCUCGACCCGCUCCAAUGGGAGCGGUUCGUUUCUGCGAAAAUCUCCAGCAGUGGCAUGCUGCCCCGGGUGCCUACCUUUUGGGACGGGAGCCCCACAAGAAAGACCUGCGGUGGGACCUGGUCCACGCCCUCGGCGGCUCCAAAGGCAGGAGCAGAGGUUUCGACCCCCGCCGCUGCCCCCUGCGUCGCUACCCCCUCCACCGUCCACAAUCCCACCACCAGCAGACGCGCGUGCCGUACCCCACCGUCUCCUCCCGGGCUCGCCGGCCUCGGCCCGGGAAACCAUGGGACCCCUUCGCGCGGGCCUCCCGGAGAAGAGCKGGAGCGGCCMGGGGACGGCCUCGGGCAAAUCCUGCGGGCAAAAGACGACGACGACGAGGAGGAGCGAGAAUCCCCCGCGCCUCCCGUGGUGGUUGGCAAGGCCUGGGCUCCCCCGAMRACGCUCCUCCGUCCACAGGCAUCGGUGGCGACCUCCAUGGCGGCCUCCGUMUUGCUAUCGUUCAUGGUCACGACUGCAUCGCCACCGGAAUCUUCGUCUUCYUCGCCAUCGCCGGGACCACCGCAGCGGGUCCUUCCGUGGAAGAGGCAGCACCCGGCAACCAGCGCGGCAAACACGGUGUUGGGGUACGAUGCCGACGACGAUGCCUCGGCGUGCACCGUAUUGUUCGGUCCCGCAACGAAACGCCGCCGCAAGACAGMACCCYGCCGGAUCUCCAACUUUCUCGAGCAAAACGAAGACGAUCCUGCCACCACAGACGGAACGGGAGACCCGGGGAGACGGAUUGCCGCCGAGCCACUCUGCGAGAUCCGCAGCGGAAACCACGSCAAUGCCCGRAGCACGUUCAAGAGUGGCAAAAGRCGCAAGAGUCGGACCGUAUCGAUUCCGACCUUCGAGGAGGAAACCGCCAUCGUUUCCAAAGCUAUCGAGUGGCCACCGCUUCUUGCCGGCUCGUCCGCGGCCCCGUCGUCCCCGGGGGAUUACGGUCCCGUGGGAUCCACUCUUGCUUCCCCGGGGAGGAGUAACAAGGCCAACACCCCCGCCGUUUCGCCGUCCUCUGCUUUCAAGCGCAUCCCCCGGAGGUACCUCGACGACCCCACGCUUCCGAUUCUGAGGGACGGGAUGCGCCUUUCGGCACCCGACGACAAGGAUCAUCUCAACAGCCUCCAUUGCUUUGUCCGAAAGGAACUCCUGGAGGUCUUUGUCCUCGACGACACCAUCCAGCUMAAGGCAGAAGAGGACAGCGAGGUGCUUUCUGCGGACAAGAAUUCGAUACCGAAGAGAACCAUCGGUCGCCCCCGCAAAUCACGGCAGAGAGAGCAGCGGCAGCGGUACCAGCAAAUCCACCGCGUCGGCAUCCGCUGCGUCCACUGCGGGAGGAAACCCAAGUCGGAGCGGGGGGGAGUCACCAUGAGCACCUUCUUCCCAAAGAGCCUAGAAGACGUCUACCGAGGAGUCUGUACCUGGCAGCGCAUCCACUUCAAGGCCUGCCGGCACAUGCCGGACYACUUCCGGGUCCUCUACAAGCACCACAAGGACUCGGACAAGUCCCGGGGGAAAAAGGCCCACUGGAUUCGAUCGGCCCUCGAAAUGGGCUUCCGAAACGUCGAUGAGCACCGGAGCGGGGUAGUCUGGACUGGRMAAAGGCCGGCAGAUGCGACCAACCUUUCCAUGGUCCGAACCCACGGCAAAAACGACCCGCUUCCCCGCCUUCGGUCCCCCGUGGCAGUGGCCCUGGAUCUCACCAGACCGUCACCAGAACGGUACCAAAGCGAUGCCCCGGGCCAUUCCGGGGAACACCACGCCUCGGUGUGAAGGCCCGCCGUGGAAUACAGACAAAAAAUCAAG